UUCGCAAGUUGCACAAGAGUGGAGGAGUGUAAGAAAUGCUGGCAGGUCUGGUAGGGCGGCCUUCGUUUGUCAGGGAAACGAAUGAAGUUCAUGCAUGCGAUGAAGGAAGAGUCGAAGUUGUCCUGCAAUCCGAGGAGUGCCAGCAGCGUUCAAGCUUUGACCAGCAUUGUGAGUGGUCCCUUCCAUUGUACCAUGAACACAGGAUAGAAUGACUCAUCAAGAAGGACAUGAUAGAACCAACUGCCUCUCCUGCACUAGCCAGUGUAUUUCGGGUCGCAUCGCAUUGGCUUGCGAAUUGAUGUUAAAUUGAUGUCAGCAGAUGAAUCGCGUCCUACCAGUAGAGACAGGAAUCCUGUACUUUUGAGGCAGACAACUUCUUGACAUCUGCAAGGAUUCCCAGUCUUUUUGGUGUGGUGGCACAGCUCAAAACUGGGAGCAUCCACGAACCUGAAAAAAACACUGCUUGUAAGCUGGCGAGCUUUGACGUUGAAUUGUUUGCAAUGUCUCAUUGCUGUCCCAUAUUUCUAUAUCAAACAAUGGUGAACAAGAAAGACUCGCACUCCGCUCACUCCGCUCACUCCGCUCACUCCGCCCACUACGCUCUUCGAUUGACCCAUUCGUCACGCGUUUGGAGUACACAGCAUGUUCUCAUUUCUCAUCCAGACGUGCUCAUCCACCACACAAGCUUCUUAGCCAUCAUUUUCAGUUCAAUACCUCUCAUUGCAGCUGGCAAGGAGACCCCAUCUUUCCAAUGCAAGGCCAGCAAUGCCGGAGAAGUUGACGCCAAAAGCUCGCGGCCAACCAUCAGUCUUGCCAAAGCUGCUGAAAUUCAUGAUGAGGUUCCAGGGACACGGUCGAAGCUUUCUGACGCGUGCACCGUUGCGCUGGAAUUGUGCGACAACCCGGAGAAGCUAUGUGGCUACUGGCUCUUUGCAAACUCAGGUUUGUUUGCAUUGGUCCUGGGCCCAAGGCUCUGUGCUGCUACACGGUACCGCGGCCCUGUAGGUGAAGCUGCGGAUGUCGAGUUGCGCUCGCUCAGCUGUGCGGUCUUGGGGAAGGUUGAGCGGCCUGGUUUUUUGAAGGUGCUGCGGGGUGGUCAAGAGGCCAUUGACUCUCCAUUGCACGAUGCAUCCACAUCCAGACGCACUAUUGAGGUUGAUGAGGAAGAUCAGAUCGUUGCGCACAGAUUCGGUGGAAGUGAACUGCGCUGGCGGAUCUUGAAGAUGGAAGAAAACCCGUUUGAAGGUGUGCCAGAUGCCGUCUUGCCGGUUGACAGCAAAGAUGUUCGAGCGCAGGCAGAAAACAAAUCACCUGGGCGAGAGCGCUCGAGGUCCCCAAGAGUCACAAAAUUUGAAGAUGAAGUGAAGGAGAAAGCAGAGACUCCCAAAAGCAAAAGCAGCAAAGUCAAAGAGAAGGCCAGAAAAGCUGACAAAGAUAAAGCGAAGGACAAGGUUAAGGAGAAAGACAAUGAAAAAGAUAGGGAUCAAGACAAGAAGAAGGCAAGGCAAGCACAAAAGCAUUGUGGCCCACAUGUCAAAAAUGAGCGAAGGGAGAAGGAAGGGAAGACUGGAGAUUGGGAUGUUGAGCGAGACCGGGAAAGACAGAAAGCCAGAGACCGCAUCAAAGAUGCCACACGGGAGAGAGAGAGGGGACGAGAUCGUGAGCGAGACCGAGACAAAGAGAAGCGAAAAGAAGCACCGAGGUCUUCUCGAGAACGAGAAGAGAAGCCAAAGCGACAUUUGGAGAGGAGUCAUGCCUUCGACAAGCAGAACAUGAUACCAUCCCAGCCAAAAGCCCAAAAUACACCGUUGUCGCUUCCAAGUGCUGCUGCGUUGCUGGCAGCCAUGAAGCAGGCACCAAUUGAACCAAAUCCAGAAGUCGAAAUGUUCUUGUCAAUGAACACGGUCGAAAGCCAUGCUGCAACCAAGCUUCGCUCCUUACCGCGGAACCUGCAGCGGCAAGUGCUAGAUAGAGGCUCUUUGAUGGGAGCACGUGAUCCGUCUGCUGUGCUCAUCUCACGAGUUCGUGAUGCCAUGAUGUCAUCGGCUCACACCACGCCAUCGUUGCCACUGGUGACAAUGAUGCUUCCCAAUGGACAGCAGGUCCAUCCUGCGGUGGAGGCCUUGAUCAUUCGUUAUGGCCUAGAUGCGCAAUGUGCACAACAGUUGCGACAGCUUCCCCUCCCAUUGCAGGCUGUGGCGGCUGAGUUGCCUGUACAUGAAGCUCGAAACCCCUCAGCAUUUGUCAUGGCCCAGCUACAGUUGCCCCGCUUCAAGCAAGCAGCCAAAGCAAUGCAAAUGCAGAAGCCGAUGUGAAGCCAGACAAAACUGCGUGCAAUAGGUUAUGUUGCCAAAGUGAGCAGCAUUGCUGAAGCAGCUGAUUGUAGCUGUAGCCCGUGUGGUGCCGAUUGAUUUGUUCGAAAA
Molecule: messenger RNA, 2423 nt
Organism: Durusdinium trenchii
Lineage: Eukaryota; Dinophyceae; Suessiales; Symbiodiniaceae
Source: the annotation of a GenBank genome assembly